AUGGACCCCACAGCUGGUGAGCUGGGCCUCCAGAAGAGAGGAUGCUGUCUGGUGCUGGGCUACAUGGCCAAGGACAAGUUUCGGAGAAUGAAUGAAGGCCAAGUAUACUCCUUCAGCCAGCAGCCCCAGGACCAGGCCGUGGUGUCGGGCCAGCCAGUGACACUGCUGUGCGCCAUCCCCGAGUAUGAUGGCUUCGUUCUGUGGAUCAAAGACGGCUUGGCUCUGGGUGUGGGCAGGGACCUCUCAAGUUACCCACAGUACCUGGUGGUAGGGAACCACCUGUCAGGGGAACAUCACCUGAAGAUCCUGCGGGCGGAGCUGCAAGAUGAUGCCGUGUACGAGUGCCAGGCCAUCCAGGCUGCCAUACGGUCUCGCCCCGCACGCCUCACCGUCCUGGUGCCGCCCGAUGACCCGGUCAUCCUGGGGGGCCCUGUGAUCAGCCUGAGGGCGGGGGACCCACUCAACCUCACCUGCCACGCAGACAACGCCAAGCCUGCGGCCUCCAUCAUCUGGUUGCGGAAGGGAGAGGUCAUCAAUGGGGCCACCUACUCCAAGACUCUGCUUCGAGACGGCAAGCGUGAGAGCAUCGUGAGUACGCUCUUUGUCUCCCCCGGCGAUGUGGAGAAUGGACAGAGUAUCGUGUGCAGAGCCACCAACAAAGCCAUCCCCGGAGGGAAGGAGACUUCAGUCACCAUCGACAUCCAGCACCCCGUCAUUAACCUGUCGGUGGAACCACAGCCGGUGCUGGAGGUCAACGCCGCCACGCUCCACUGUCCAGCUACAACUCCAGCUGCUGUCACCCAGUACAGGUGGGCCAAGAAGGGCCAGAUCAUCAAGGAAGCAUCCGGAGAAGUGUACCGGACAGCUGUGGACUACACGUACUUCUCAGAGCCUGUCUCCUGUGAGGUGACCAACGCCCUGGGCAGCACCAACAUCAGCCGCACGGUGGACGUCUACUGUGAGUGCAGCUGCUGGGGGUUUCCCCAGAUGCUCACGAGCCCCACCGCUGCUCUGUGGGAUCUGGGCUCUGAUGCCGUCUUCAGCUGUGCCUGGACAGGCAACCCAUCCCUGACCAUCGUCUGGAUGAAGCGGGGCUCUGGUGUGGUCCUGAGCAAUGAAAAGACACUGACCCUCAAAACCGUCCGUCAAGAGGAUGCUGGGAAAUAUGUGUGCAGAGCCGUGGUGCCCCGGGUGGGAGCUGGAGAGCGAGAGGUGACCCUGACAGUCAAUGGACCCCCCAUCAUCUCCAGCACCCAGACCCAGCAUGCCCUCCACGGGGAGAAGGGUCAGAUCAAGUGCUUUAUCCGGAGCACGCCGCCCCCCGACCGAAUUGCCUGGUCCUGGAAGGAGAACGUGCUGGAGUCCGGGACGUCGGGGCGCUACACGGUGGAGACGGUCAGCACCGAGGAGGGGGUCAUCUCCACCCUGACCAUCAGCAACAUCGUUCGGGCUGACUUCCAGACCAUCUACAACUGCACUGCCUGGAACAGCUUCGGCUCUGACACGGAGAUCAUCCGGCUCAAGGAACAAGGUUCGGAAAUGAAGUCGGGAGCCGGGCUGGAAGCAGCUCCCCAUGGAAUUGUCAUCGCACCCAUCCUGCUGAGGCUGCUGGGCAGUGCCUCCCUCUCUAGGCUCCCAGCAGCAAAGCGGUCAUCGGGCUCCCAGGAUUCAAUGGACCGGGGUGAAUUCCAACAAGACUCAGUACUGAAGCAGCUGGAGGUCCUCAAAGAGGAGGAGAAGGAGUUUCAGAACCUGAAGCCCGGCAGCCGUAGCCAGGGGCCUGAGCGGGUUGCCAGGGAGGCGCCGGCCAAGGACGAGGCGGGGCGCUGGGGUCUGCGGCGCCCCGAGAGGCCUCGGGGCGGACUGCGGGAGGUCCCCUCUCCGCCUCGGCCACCCCCACCCGGUUCCCACAGCCGCCAAGGCCAGCCCGGAGCCCGCGCCCACGACGCAUGCGCGCCCCAGCCUCGGCCACCGGCGCUGGGGGCGGGGCAGGCCGAGCGCAGUUGCCGCGGCGCCCGAACACCCGCCCGCGGGAGAAAGGCGCGCGUGUCUAAUUAA
Messenger RNA from Puma concolor (puma), 2058 nucleotides. Lineage: Eukaryota; Metazoa; Chordata; Mammalia; Carnivora; Felidae. The record is from RefSeq and is a predicted model, not a curated record.